AUGGCACGUCUGAUGGCGAAUACUUCGGAUUUUGAUAGACACUUACGAGAGGCUGGUAACUUGCAUAGUACAGGCAACUGGUAUGACAUGUCACCUCCCCACCAGUACGCCUAUCAAACACGAUAUAUUCAUCCACACGUCGGCACUUCUUACUUACAGCGUGGAAAUCAAUUCAAUCCAAUGACACAUCAUCACCGAGUCUACCAUUACAAUUCAUCUCUCUCGAAAAAAUCUUUCAAUCACUCCUCUGCCUACCACGAUCAGUUCCUUGCAUUAAACACUAACCAAGAGUUUGUGCCCACAUCAAGCCAGAAUAUGUUCCAACCCCUACAUGAUAAUACAGUUAUUGAACACCGUAGGCGCCGGUCUUCUACGGGCCAAAUAUUCAAUGAUAACAAUGUGUUGAGCACAAAAGAACUCGCAAGCGACCAGGAACUGUCUGAUCUAAUGCUCUAUUCCUCGACGCAUCGAUCUGUCACGGACCUCUCGUCAAUUUUAUUUAAGGAAGAGGGGAAUAUUGACAGUUUCUACCCACCUGAAUGGAACAGCGCCUUUGAUGCAACUUCACGAACUGAUAUGAAUGAACCGCCAUUAAGUUCAUCUCUCCACUGUGAACUGGAACAACUUACAGAAUCAAGGUAUCAGAGCAUGAUAAUGCACGAAAAUCGCGGCAGAAAUCAAUCUGGCGUUGAGAUGGAACUUGACCUUCUGAAAAAUAUACCCAUUGCGGAUUGUGAUAACUACAUUUCAUCCAAUCUUUUGGAAGACCUAACAAUGGAUGAUUCCUUUUCUAGAAACGGCUAUGACAGAACUGUGGGAGGUCAGUUGCCAAGUACCGAGAAUCCCCCAUCGACAAUAGAAUCGAAUGAAACAUUCCAGGAUAUUCCCGAUGCUUUUGACUUAUUCGAGAAAACUUGGUUGCCUGCUUCCUUGCCUUGGCGUAGCCGGUUCUCCAUGGGUGAAUCGACGCAUGAUCCAGACUUUCUAGAAUCGACAUUUCACUCCGAUAUUCCAGGACCUAUCAUUCAAGAUCUAAACGAGACAAUGACGGUAACCAAUGACGAAACAGCGCGACCUCGACUGACGACAGACACGAAUCAAACAUUUUUCGUUGAAGUUGAAGAGUAA
Molecule: messenger RNA, 1128 nt
Organism: Rodentolepis nana
Lineage: Eukaryota; Metazoa; Platyhelminthes; Cestoda; Cyclophyllidea; Hymenolepididae
Source: the annotation of a GenBank genome assembly